Molecule: messenger RNA, 1320 nt
Organism: Boeremia exigua
Lineage: Eukaryota; Fungi; Ascomycota; Dothideomycetes; Pleosporales; Didymellaceae
Product: cystathionine gamma-synthase-like protein
Exons: 1
Coding region: 1-1320 (439 amino acids)
Biological process (GO): transsulfuration
Cellular component (GO): cytoplasm
Molecular function (GO): pyridoxal phosphate binding; carbon-sulfur lyase activity
Source: RefSeq, a predicted model, not a curated record
AUGGCCCUCCACCCAGCAACCUACGGCAUCCACGCCGACGACCGCACGAACAUCCUCACCGACGUCGCCCCACCCAUCCACACGAGCACUACCUUCCGCUACCCGCGCGACCCGGCAAAGCUCCACCCCGUCCCGGAAGUGGAUGGCGAGGUCAUCGAUCUCAGCACGCCCUUGAUCUACUCGCGCCUCGCAUCCGCAAACAUCAACCGGCUGGAGACCAUCCUCACACCGCUGAUCUACCCGCGCGCAAAAGAGGAGGAAUUCGAAUCGCUGGCCAACCAUGUCGUGAGCUACAGCAGCGGCCUGAGCGCGUUCCAUGGACUACUCGUGCACGUCGUGCCCAAGGUCAUCGCCAUCAGCGGCGGCUACCACGGCUGCCACGGCGUGCUGGACCUGCACCAGCGCAUGCACGGCGUGAAGACGGUCGACCUGCACGCAGACGAGCAAGCCUGGGACGCCAGCGGCAUCGGCAAAGGCGACCUGGUGCACCUCGAAACCCCCCUCAACCCCAGCGGCGAGGCCUUCAGCAUCCAGAAGUACGCCGAACGUGCCCACGCCCGCGGCGCCCUGCUCAGCGUCGAUGCCACCUUCGCGCCCCCCGGCCUGCAGGACCCGUUCCAGUGGGGCGCCGACUUCGUCAUGCACUCCGGCACCAAGUACAUCGGCGGCCACAGCGACAUGUUGUGCGGCAUCCUGGCCACCGCCAACUCCCCCGACGGCCUCAACCGCGCACAGGGUCUCCGCGCCGACCGCAUCUUCAUCGGCGCCGUGCUAGGCAGCCUCGAGGGCUGGCUGGGCGUGCGCAGCCUGCGGACACUGGAGCUGCGCGUGCAGCGCCAGAGCUCGAACGCGGACCGACUGGUUGCGUGGCUCGACGACGCGCUGCACGGGCGCAACGAGGAUGCCGCGCUCAUCCAGAAGGUGGUGAAGAGCGUCUCGCACGCGUCGCUGCAGAAGGACGACUUUACGUGGCUCAAGCAGCAGAUGCCCAACGGCUUCGGGCCCGUGUUUAGUUUCUGCACGCACGAGCCGGCGCAGGCGCGCGCGCUGCCGAGCCACCUGAGGUUGUUCCACCACGCGACGAGUCUGGGUGGUGUGGAGAGUCUGAUUGAGUGGCGCCGGAUGUCGGAUACGCGCGUGGACGAGCGGUUGCUGCGCGUCAGCAUCGGGGUGGAGCACUGGGAGGACUUGAAGGAGGAUCUGUUGAAGGCGUUCAAGGCGCUGGCGGAGGGGGACGGGGGCGUGGCUGCGGUGAAGGGGACUGCACAGGUUGGGCAGGAGGGCGCGAAGGUCGAAGGCGCGGCAGCGGGGAGUGUAUGA